UUCUUUUGACUGUUUCCUGCUAGAGUCGACCCUCAAGUUCUGAUCUUCGGAGGAGCAGCAGAAGAACAAUAGAGAUGGAGAUUCUGCAACCGAAGCAAGGAUUACUAAUUCUUUCAGCAUUCCUUUUCGUCUUCAAUCUCUCUAUAUGGACGAUCCACGCGCAGGGCUCUAUUCCCGCCAGGUUUGAUGGGUUCGUGUACGAGAACAAUCUACCUGAUCAUGCAGAUACGAUAUUGAUCGAAGCAUUCUUCGACCCGGUCUGCCCGGAUAGCAAGGACGCUUGGCCUGAUCUGAAACGGGUUGUCGAGUACUACGGCCCUCAACUUUCACUUAUCGUUCAUCCCUUCGCGUUACCUUAUCAUGAUAAUGCUUUUCUUCUUAGCCGUGCUCUGCACAUUGUGAAUAAGCUGAAUGCCUCUGCCACAUAUCCCUUGUUGGAGCUGUUCUUCAAGCAUCAGACGAAGUUUUACAAUCGACAUACCUACAAAAUGUGUAGACCUUCUGUUGUGGAUUAUAUUGUGACGUUUGUAACUAGAAUAGUUGGGGAUGACUCAUUAUCUGCAGUUGAAUCUGGCUUCAGUGACAGGAGUACUGAUCUUGCAACUGGGAUUUCCUUCAAGUAUGGAUGUUCAAGAGGGGUGAUGGGUACACCUUAUUUCUUUGUGAAUGGAUUUCCACUGCCCAAUGCUGGCUCAGCUUUGGACUAUAACGGGUGGAGAAGCAUCAUCGAUCCCCUGAUCAAUGUGAAGGGCCAGUCUGGGGAUGAAACUCCACAUUUCUUCUUAUGAAAGAUGAGGCCUUAAGCAUGUGAGGAAUCUCCUCUUCUUGAUUGGAUGUUGUAUCUGUUACAGUACCGGGAACAUGCUUUACAUUUUAAUCCACUUGGAAAUUUGAGUGCGAAGCAAGUUUGGAUUGAU
Messenger RNA from Telopea speciosissima, 917 nucleotides. RefSeq lists its product as uncharacterized. The transcript has 4 exons. Bases 75 to 788 code for a protein of 237 amino acids. The record is from RefSeq and is a predicted model, not a curated record. Lineage: Eukaryota; Viridiplantae; Streptophyta; Magnoliopsida; Proteales; Proteaceae.